Syngnathus typhle (broad-nosed pipefish) is the source of this 4028-nucleotide messenger RNA. RefSeq names its product semaphorin-4B-like. The record is from RefSeq and is a predicted model, not a curated record. The transcript is spliced from 16 exons. Gene Ontology annotation, biological process: semaphorin-plexin signaling pathway; positive regulation of cell migration; axon guidance. Lineage: Eukaryota; Metazoa; Chordata; Actinopteri; Syngnathiformes; Syngnathidae. Gene Ontology annotation, molecular function: semaphorin receptor binding; chemorepellent activity. The coding region runs from base 899 to 3355 and encodes 818 amino acids.
ACUUGCUGCGUGUUUAAGAAUAAAUGUCUAUUUGCGAGUGCCUGCGUCGACACCCGACUCGGCCGGCGGCACUCGCGAGGUCUCCGUGGGCCGUUUGCUUCCACAAAUAGACGCGUGCCGCACGCGAAAAUAAAAUGCCUGUCCUUCCAAAAGUCCCGUGGAGCAUCCACAAUGCCCGCCCAGAAGCCACGGCAAUGGAAUUGUGGCAGCCGUGCAGUUCCAAAGUCCGACCGAGCUCUGCUACGCGCCUCCGGAAAGCUGUCUGUCCUUUUCUUUCCGGGUCGGCGAAGAGAAUGCGCUGCCUCGGCUUUGGUACGCUUGACAAAACCUAGUGCCGUACGUAGCCGCGUUUUCGGCUUCAACUUCAUCGAUGCCGUUGUUCGCUCUCUUUAUUGAGCGAUGACUCCUCCGAAGCAUUGGGGAGUCCCCCUUCUUAUUUUUCGUUAAACAGCCGCUAGGCACGAACGAGGUCAUUGUCUGGUUCCGAUGAAUGGAUGGAUCCCUUUUCACACACGGGAUGGUGCCUAUUUAGUUGCUUCGUGGCUGCUGCGGCUGAAGAGUUUCUAAUCCGAGGUUGGGCCUUCACCUGACAACAACUUUGACUACAACAAAGCCUUUUGGCCAAAAUUGGGACCCGGACCAAAUAAAAGGAAUCUGCACGCAAAAGAAUGUCAGUCAGCGCUCUGUUGUCUUAUGGGAGCCUCGACGGAGCGGAGGCUGAGCCGCGGGCCGUCCCUCCCGAGCAGCAUCACCUGCCAACACCCCAAAGCGCAUAGAGCUCCUGUUCUUUCCAGGCGCCCGGAUCCGCCGGGGAGAAAGAGAACCACGGGCUCCGGACUCUUGAUGCAUCGGGCCAAUCGGUGAAACGGUGGCCCUCGGCCGCCUGUCCUCGGGAGACAUGGCCCGCCUCCCGCUCUGCGCUCUGCUACUCGCCGUCGCUCUGCGCUCGGCCGCCGCCGCCACCGAGCACGACGUCACCCCUCGACUCACCUUCUCCUACAAUGCAGAGGAGAGACGAUGCAGGAGUUUCUCUGUGGGCGGAGUCUUCAACUUCACGUCACUGCUGCUCAGCAAGGAGGACAACGCGCUGUUUGUGGGCGCCCGCGAGACUCUCUUUGCGCUCGACCUGUCGGACGUCGGCGCGCUCAAGCCGCAAAGAGCUCUCUCGUGGACAACUCCGGACAAGAAACGAGGCGAGUGCAGUUUCAAAGGAAAAGACUUGCUGACGGAUUGCUUCAACUACAUCAAGAUCUUACUGCGAGUGAACGGCACUCAUCUGUACGUGUGCGGAACGUUCGCCUUCAGCCCCAUCUGCGCUUACGUCAACACUGCCAACUUCUCCCUGGUCAGAAGUCACUCCGGCGAGAUUGUCACAGAGGACGGGCGCGGCCGCUGUCCUUUCAACCCCGACUACCGGUCCACCGCCAUCAUGGCCGACGGAGAGCUGUAUGCCGGCACCGUCAGUAAUUUCCAGGGAAACGAGCCCGUCAUUUCCAGGAGUCUCGGCCAAGGAAGCUCUCUCAAGACGGAAAACUCCCUCAACUGGCUUCAAGAUCCGGCUUUCGUGGGCUCCGCCUACAUCCGAGAGACCCUGCCCGAGGGCGGCCCGAUGGGCGACGGCGAUAAGAUUUACUUCUUCUUCAGCGAGGCAGGAAAGGAGUUUGAUUUCUUUGACAACACCGUGGUGUCGCGCAUCGCCCGCGUGUGCAAGGGGGACCUGGGAGGAGAGAGGGUCCUGCAGAAGAAGUGGACCACCUUUCUCAAGGCGCAACUGUCUUGCUCGCUGCCCGACGACGGCUUCCCCUUCAACAUCGUCCGGGAUGUGUUUGUGCUGACGCCCAGCCCGCAGGAGUGGAAGAGCACCGUCUUUUACGGAGUCUUCACCUCGCAGUGGUACAAUGGCGCCUCGGGAACCUCCGCCGUGUGUUCCUUCACUAUGGAGCAAGUGGAAAAAGCCUUCAGCGGCCGAUUCCGCGAGGUGAACCGAGAAACCCAGCAGUGGUCCACCUACAACCAUCCCGUCCCGGAACCCCGGCCUGGAGCGUGUAUCACCGACGCGGCCCGCAAACAAGGUGUCCUGUCCUCGCUGCACAUGCCGGACAAGGUGCUGAAUUUUGUCAAAGACCACUUCCUGAUGGACAGCGUGCUGCGCAGCCAGCCUCUGCUGCUCAAGCGCCACGCUCGCUACACACGGAUCGCUGUCCAUCAAGUGGCGGCGGCGGCGGCGGCGGCGGCCCGUGAGGCCUACUACCGAGUGCUCUUCAUCGGCACAGACGACGGGAGACUCCAUAAAGCCGUGAGUGUGAAAAACAAGAUGCACGUCAUCGAGGAGGUGCUGCUCUUCCGCCGCUCGCAGCCUGUGCGGCACAUGCAACUGGACGCGGAAAAGGGUUUUCUCUACGUUUCCACUUUCUCCGAACUGGUGGAGGUCCCGCUAGCCAACUGCACUAAUUACCUGAGCUGCGGCGAGUGCAUCCUCUCCAGGGACCCGUACUGUGCCUGGAACGGCAGGCGCUGCGUCCGUGUCACACAGGCUGCGCCGAGAGACGUGCUGCUGCAGGAUGUGGACAACGCGGACGCUUCGGCACUUUGCGACGAGACGGCGGCCGGCCCACACACGUCUUCUUGCCAGGCGGUUGUCAUCCCCCCCAACACUUUCCAAGUGCUGCCUUGCGAGCUGCGGUCCAAGCUGGCCCGGAGGUCGUGGGUGUUCAGCGAGACUUCGGCUCACUCGCGCUACCUCGGCUCGGAGGGGGGGCUGGCGGUGGUGGCGGCGGCUCAGCCUGACGGCCAAGAGACCUACGAGUGCUGGUCGGUAGAGGAAGGCUUCUGGCAGCUGCUGGCCAACUACUGCGUGCGCGGCCAGGCCCAGCGCGAGGACGCCGGUGCCCGGACCGGCUGGACCCGCACCCCGGCCGCCUCGAGGGACGGCGAUGUCGUCCCGCCCGGUCACGACGGCUCCCCGCAGAUCGACGCCAAGACCUACUGGAACGAGCUGGUUGUGGUGUGCGCCCUCCUGGCCUUCUCCCUGCUGGUCUUGGCGCUCUUUGUCAUCUACAGAAACGCCGGGCGCGGCGUGAAGUCUGUGCUGAAGGAGGGCGAGCGCCCCGGCACGCGACACAAAAAGCCCGCCGAGAACCUGCCCCUCAACAGCGACGCGGCGGCCGUCCCGGCGCCGGCCAACCACAGGGGCUACCGGACGCUUCACGACAGCCGCGGCUCACCGCCGCGGGAGCGCUCGUCGCCGGAGGCCGGGUUCUCCGAGUCGGGCGGAAUGCCGCCCACGCAGCAUUCGGACGACGGCCCGCGGCCUCGAGUCAGACUGGGAUCCGACAUCAAAGACUCGGUGGUGUAAAGGCGCUCCUGCGGACGCUGCUCGGGAACGUCAGCGAUGCGGCGGUUUGAACAGCGGACAUGAGCAGCACCCACGUUUUGCACGGCGUCCCGCCGUCUGUGAGCAUUUCUUUAGUGCGUUCGGAGCGUACCUUCAGACAUCGAGUGCGUUUGCUCAGAACCUCAGCGGUGCGGAAGUCCGCAGAACGGGUGACGCGGGUUCCUGCUCCAACCCGAGCUCACGGAUGAAAAGAUCACACACGCUCCCCUUCAGGACUUUGAGGAGAGCUCUUCAAACACUCCCAGAUGUUUCCUUUCAUUUUAUUCGUCAGGCCUGCCUGCCAGCCAGCCAUUAACACUCUUUGCCCUGGAGGCUAUGCACUAUCUCGCGUCACUCACAAUCACACGGGGAUGGGUUAAAUGCAAAGGACAAAUUUCACCACACCCAGAUGUGUGUGUGACGAUCAUUGGGACUAAACAAGAUACUAAAUCAGUUUAGUUCAAUGCAAAGCUCUUCUGUUGUACGCAUGUAAACAAGAGUACAGUACACAAGGGUUCAUUGUACCUUUCAUUGUUCCCUCAUUGUAUUUUUUUGUAUCAUAAUUCACUGUUGUUUUUAUUCUUGUUUUGUAAUGCAUAAAAAGGCACUUUAUUUUUAUUUUCCAAAUAAAAAUCAAACCGAUACUUUAUUAAAA